Mizuhopecten yessoensis (Yesso scallop) is the source of this 14581-nucleotide messenger RNA. RefSeq names its product zinc finger E-box-binding homeobox 2-like. The coding region runs from base 273 to 3713 and encodes 1146 amino acids. Lineage: Eukaryota; Metazoa; Mollusca; Bivalvia; Pectinida; Pectinidae. Gene Ontology annotation, cellular component: chromosome. Gene Ontology annotation, biological process: regulation of transcription by RNA polymerase II. The transcript is spliced from 6 exons. Gene Ontology annotation, molecular function: chromatin insulator sequence binding; RNA polymerase II cis-regulatory region sequence-specific DNA binding; DNA-binding transcription factor activity. The record is from RefSeq and is a predicted model, not a curated record.
CUAGGUUUGUGAUUGGUGAAAUUGAUUAUGUUGAUGGGCUGGACUAAGGAAGGUGAAGCCAAGCCCUAAUCUGCCAGUAAGGGGUAGAUCUCACCUGGGCCCUCCCAAUACAAACAAGAGUUUAUUUUAAAUACCUGUGAUGAUCAAGGUGUAACCUCAAUGCUAACGUUGACUUGAUAACAGUAACUGGUUGGGGAUACAUCACAUGGCUACAGACUGUGCUUACCUCAGAUGAGGAUUCUGUAAAGUGACCUUAUUCAUAUAUUAUCAAGAUGCUGAAGGAAUUUUGCAUUUUCCCUUUUGUCGAGAAUGAUGAUGUUGAUACAAGCAUAAACAAGAAGAAAAAGGAAGUCGAGACAGAAACAGUAGUGGAGGAGAAACAAGAAAACAGUAUCCAUGACAACAGUGGCCAUGACAACAGUACAAUCAGUGACCAUGACAAUGGGAAGACCACACCCACCCAUAGCAACCAUGACAUGGAGACAGAUGUGGAUAAAGAUGAGUUGAAAGAUACGGUCAUACCUGAUAUACCAGAUAAGGUCAUGAUCCCUGACCCUACUACUGUAGUGAAAGAGAACCAUGAGGAGGUUUUGGAGAAGCCAGUUCUGGAGCCUGAACCUGUGAAGGUUGCAGACCUGCCGUGUAAGCCCCUAGUAUGUGUUGCCUUGUCAACAGGAUGUGUUACAGAGGAGGAGAAGAUUCAGGAAUACCUGAAUCGUAGUGACACGGCUGUCAUCUACCCAGAGCCAGUGUCUGACCGCGAGGGUGAGGAGGAGGAGGAAGAUGACAACAGCAGCAAGAACGAACCUGACAGUGAUUCGCUGAUGCUACCUGGUGAGGAGGUGAUCCUGAGGUGUAUCCACUGUGACCAGAGUUUCAUGCGUGCCACUCUUCUGCGUGACCACAUGAAGAUGAUCCACCCGGAUAAGCCUAUAAAGUACCUGUGCCCAAAGUGUGAUGAAACAUUCCUUCUUAAAUCCCAACUGGACAAGCAUCUGGCCCUCCACUCACCGACAUCCCAGUCUUGCAAGAUCUGCAACAAGACUUUCGCCAAUGUGUACCGCCUCCAGCGUCACAUGAUCAGCCAUGACGAGAGCACAGACCUGCGUAAAUUCAAGUGUCCUGAGUGUGGUAAGGCCUUCAAAUUCAAACAUCACCUUAAGGAGCAUGUCCGCAUCCACAGUGGCGAGAAACCAUUCCAGUGUCCAAACUGCGGUAAGCGAUUCAGCCACUCAGGUUCCUACAGUAGUCACAUGACAUCCAAGAAGUGCUGGGUGAUGAACCAGAAUAAACCAAGAUCGCUGGACCAGAACAGUAAUGCCGAGACAGCCAGUGUAUCCUAUUCCCCAAUUCGUACUCCAGUCACCGCCAUUGGUAUGGAAACCAUGAUCCAGAGUCUAACUGCUGGCAAGUUCUCACCUGCAUUUCUACAUUUUGAUCCGACAAAGGGAGGCCUUCCUUACUACACUCCUCCCAGUGGAUAUCUCCCCAUGGCAUACACAGUGAGACACGGAAACCCCAUCAAACCCAUUAUGACCCCAAUGAUCCACCAUCAGAAGCCCCUGGAGUGUCAACCCACAUCAGUACCCAGCACCAGCCCCUCAACUUCAAUGCCAUUGUCACAGAUCUCUCCAGAUGUCAACUCUAACACUCAGCUCAUCAGCAAGCAGGCCAGUCUUCAGGUAGAUGGAAGCAUUCCUAUUCCAGCCUCUGUUGCUGCCACCAUCGCCGCUACUGUAGCUGCUUCAUUUGCAGAGACUCGUACUACGCCUGUCAGUGCCAGGAAAGAAGCUACACCUACAGAUAAACCUGUGUCACCUCUUCCAUGCAACAUCAAGACAGAGAAAUUUACGGACUCUGAGAUGGAUAUUAGUGAGAAACCAGAGCUGAUGCCAGAUACUUCUAGAAUCAAGCAGGAGCACCAGAAUGGGGAAGGCACGCCCUGUCGAUUCUGUGGUGACAGCUUUCACAGUCCUGUGGACCAGCACCAGCAUGAACGGUACCUCUGUAAGCUAAAUAAGGAAAUCAUCCAUCGCAUCCCAAGCGGAGAGAGUGCCAGGAACUCGCCCUGUAGCACAAUGUCAGAGAGUGGCAGCCAUCGUGACACACCAAAUGGGAGCAUCAGUGCUGAGGCUGAGACAGACACCGAGGAGAUAGAAGAGUUAUACAAAUCUGAGAAGAACUCGCCCAUGGAGAGCAAGAAAUUUCGCAUGAGAUCACUCAUCAGCGAUGAUCAGCUGAAGGUCCUCAAGUCUCACUACCAGGUCAAUCCUCGCCCAAGGAAGUACGAGCUCAUCCGCAUUGGAAAUGAAAUAGGACUUCCUAAGCGUGUUGUACAGGUAUGGUUCCAGAACCAGCGAGCCCGGGAUCGCAGACGAGGCAUGAACGUUCCGUAUUUCCCAUCCAUGGCCAGGUUCAAGCGACAAGAAAGUCCCUCAGCCCAGUGGAAGGAGACUACACCCAAGACAUCCACUCCAAACUACAUAGCUGUGGUGCCAACACCCUAUGCGCAUGGAGUCAAGGUCAAUGGCAAGGUCACACCUCCAAAACGUACACCUACUGGUGAAGAACAGCCUUUGGAUCUCAGUGUGAAGAUGAAUAAACCGCCAGAUGCUCAUUCCGGAAGUCGGUCAUCCAGCGCCACACCACCUAGUAGCCGCUCAGGGGAGACAACCAGCCGUCCAGGGGACCAAGUUUUGAAUCUUAGUACUCGAGUAGGUGACGCCAGCAAGCCAGGUGUGGAAGGCAGUCUUCAGAACUCGGCCAUUUACAAAUAUAUGCAGCAGGAGGGUUUGUUUGCCGCUCACAGACAUCUCCUCACCAAUGCCAUACUGACGUCGUCUCCUAGUCUAAUUCGUCCACUUUCUACACCCACCAUUCCAAGGAGAGAACUCUCUGUCACACCAACUCCAUCCAUCUCAUCGCUUAGUGACAUUGCCAGAAGCCACUGUGAACGUGCACGAUCUACGCCCAGCGACAAAUUUGAAAACUCGUCUGAUGGACACCACCGUGACUUUGAGAAUGGCAGAGAAGGGGAUCACAGACUUGUAAUCGACGAACAAUCGGACAUGUCUGAAGACGACGACAGUAGCCAUAGCUAUGAGUGCAGCACUGCAAUGGCUGAUGCGACCUGUAACCUUUCGACCUUGGCUGAGGUCAGUCUUGCAGAACACCACAACAUCACAAUGACUGCCGACGGCGAGAUCAAGGUCAAAAGGUUACGCAAGAAGUCGUGGCGACAGGUACACAGCUAUAUGGAAGCUGAGGAGGCUCAGUUGGAGCUUGAUGAGUCCUUAUUGGAUGAGGAUCACCCUUUCCGUAAGAAACGUAGAUCUUGGAAAAAUCACCGCCUGGACUCCGAGGAGGGCUUGUAUGCUUGUGAUCAGUGCAAGAAGAUGUUCAGCAAGCAGAGUUCUCUGGCCCGCCAUAAAUAUGAACAUUCAGGAGCCCGACCAUUUUCAUGUGAGCUUUGUGGAAAGGCCUUUAAGCACAAGCACCAUCUGACUGAGCACCGACGCCUGCACAGUGGUGAGAAGCCCUUCCAGUGUAAAAAGUGUGGCAAGCGUUUUAGUCACUCCGGGUCAUACAGCCAGCAUAUGAACCACCGCUACAAGUACUGCAAGCCAAUGAGAGGCGAGGAGGGCCAUGAUGACCACGAAAGCCAUGAUGGACACGAAAUGAUGGACCUUCAUGAUGGGUCCUCCUCACCAUAGGCUAACCAAUUGUGUUUAAUCUGAAAAAAAAUGUCUGCUUGAGGUUGACCAAUCCAGUGUCAUCUAGCAAAUAGGGAGCUGUCUGUCUCUGCAAAAACAUUAUGUGAUGGAUGCUGAUUGGUUCAUAUCUAUAUUAAUUGACCAAUCAUUAUGACUUGUACAAAAGAUAUACAUGUGUGUAAAGUGACUUUAAAUGAAUGCUGAAUUAUUGACCAAUCACAAGUCCUCUUAUUUCAAGAGUGCAGCUGCUGUCUCAUUCAUUGAGAAUAUGAAUAUUCAUGACUUGUAUUUAGACUUGAUUCCAGUAUUUUUGUGUGCUUCAUAAGUGGAAACAAAUUGAUACUUUAAUGGAUAAUAUCCCUAAUCAUUCCUGUCAUACACGUGUUGUCAUUUGUUCAGUUUUGGUAACUUAACAUGUCAUAAAUCACAUUUCUCACCUCUCAUUUGUCAGCCAUUUUGAAAUUCAUGUUGCAACGGAGUUAUCUCUAAUUUUGACACCAUGGAUAAAGAUACAAUUUGUGCACGAAAAGAAGGCAAAUAACUGUCAAAAUUUGCUAGAAUUUCUCAGUUCACAUUUAGUGCUGUAUUUUAAAUAUGUUAGCAAGAUAAAGAGCCCAAUGUAAUGCUUGCUUUGUAAAUAUCUCAAUGUAUCCAUGUGUUGCAAGUUUGAGAUAUUUUUGCAUAGUGCUUGAGGUAAAGCCAACCAGAGAUUUUGAUGGUUGAUAUUCAAUUAUUGAAUGAACAAAUCAGAGUUCAUGUUUCAUAUUUCAUUGGCUGACAUUUUGAUCUGAUAAGACUGUGAGACUGUGAUGCUGACUUUUUGUGUAUUCUGUUUAGGUAAAGCAUACCUUUGUUGUUUUAUUUUUGUAACAAAUCAUGCAAAGUGUUUUUCACUUGACAAUUCAUUGUUGAUCUGUUGUAGGGAUAAGUCAUCAAAAAUGUUGUCAUUUGCAAAAAUGGACACGUGUGACCACUUAAGCCUGUGUACUGUACCAGUAUCAUAUGUAUAAGGUUAUGAAGCAAGACAUAAGUUUCGAAAUAUGUCUGUUGACUUCAGAAAUUCAAUAUGAUGAAUCUUACACAGCAACUGUAUCAUUUCGUCAAGUUUACAAAUGAUUUGUUUUCAUAGUUAAAAAUCUUCAGUUUCAUGUAUUUUAACUUUGUUACGAUUUUGUAAUGUAGUUGGUUUGUAAUGUGUUAACAUUGUCUGUAAAAUUUCUAUUUGUUUCAUAAGUGACAAUGGGACCAUACAUAUGUUAAUGAUACCUUGAAGUUGUUCAUAGUAAAUGUAUUAGAUGAAGAUGUUAAAUGUAUGAAAGGGAUUCCUUGCUUGGUGUUUUGGUUGGAAAUCAACAAACAACCAAUCAGUACUUGAUACUAAAUACUCAAUUAAUUAACCAAUAGAAUUCAUUGUUAAAUAUUAGAAUUCAAUUGGUAACCAAUCUAGAUUAGAAUUUGUUGUCAAUCAAAAUCCUUUUUCUUUCAUGCCAUACAAUAUCAUGUGUUUAUUCUGUUUAUUUUUUCAUAUCACAUUCUUGUCAUGAAGUAUAUUCAUAUUCGGUUUUAUUAUCACUCAUUUUGAUGUUGCAUGCUCAGAUAUUUUUUAAUGAUUAUACAUUUUACUUGGAUGAGUAAAAAUGAUUAUACUGGUUACUUCAUAGCAAUUUCUUAGCAAUGUGUUCAAUCCUGCUACGUACCUCAUCCUUUAAGUUUUUAAGAAAUUAUCCAUACAAACACAUUUCAAUCUUGUUAAGGUUGAAAUUUCAACACUUCAUUUCUGACAGUUUUAUCUUUAUACUUAAAAGAUCAAUUUUAUUGUUAUUUUGCAAUAAUGUUUGUGCAAUGAGAACGUCAAAUUUUGUUUAAUUUAUUUUCACAAGUUUUAAUUCUGUUAUACUUGUAACACUAUGAGAUGCCGUAUCUUGCUAUCUUGUUACAAAUGACUGAAGCACUUUAUGUGGUUCUGCAUAUUAAAAUCCCACCGUGUUAUUUUAGAAUUCUAGACUUGAGUAUUAAUAUCCUACUACUGCCAAAUUUUUAUGUUUAUUUUUUACCGCAAGAACUUCUGCUAUUCAUUUGUAUAUUUUGUGACUCAAGUUCUUCCAAAAUAUCACAAAUGUGAUAAUAGAAUGGUAUAAUCCCUCAGUAUAGCUAGUACAUGUACCUCACAACAGUUGAGGUUGUUGCUGAUGCAGUUUGACUUUUAAAAAUGUUGCUUUCAGGUGGAUAAUUGAUAAUUUUAUCCCUUGGACAGUAUUUACACAUGUAUAUGGAUAGAUGAUGAGAAAACCAUGGCAAGUCUCAAACGUGUAUGUUAUCUGUGUAUAAAUUGUAAUUAACUUAGAUUUUAGAACUUUAUUUAGUACAUAUUGAUUUCUAUGAUCUGCUAGAAUAUUUUACUGAUUUCAGAUGGUGUCUAUGUUACUUGCAAAUAUUUUCUAAGAGUUAUAUGUGUGAUGUACUUGUAUAUAAAUAUAUACUCUUUUAAUUUUUUAUAACAAUUUUCAAAGGUUGUUUGUAAAUAGAACAGAAAAAUGCUCUGGUACAAUAUAUUCGAACAAGGGACAUAACUCUCCACUUUACGAUGUUUUUUCGGGUCAUAUGCCGGUGGUAAAGUUAAAUGAAAAUUGAAAAUUUCUGAAAGUUUAUCCCUAAAACAUUUUUUGAGCAGAAAGUAAUGAAAUUGGAGAAACUUUUUUGAAAUUUGAGCUUUUAAAUUUUGGAGUAAUACUCAAUUAAUACUUAAUUUGAUUUUGGACAGAUGUACUAGAGAUGUUUCACUCCUGUGUUGUUGCUAUGUCAUGUGUAUGUGUGCUUGUGUGUCUGAAUGCUAAAUGUAAAAUUAUAAAAUCAAAAAAAUGAUCAGGCCAAGGAAAGUAUUAACUUCUGAUAAAUUAAAACACAUCCCUUUAAAUAAUAGUCGAUUGUGGCAUUCAUUUAGUAAUUUUAACAGUAUCACAUGAUGAGAAAUACGAUUUAACUAUACAAGACAACAUUUCAAAUUUUGCAAACCCAUUGGUUUCGAGUACAUGUACCAGUGUUUAUUAGAGAUUUCUAUUUCUAUCUUUCGACAGUAUCACAUCAUUAGAAAUAAGGCUGAAAAGUUCAAAAAAGAAAUUUUGUAAAUAUAAAUUCUGUAACAGUUAAUUUAUAGAAACAAUUUCUGCAUGAUAAUGUUUGAUUGAGAAUACUAUGAACUGAUUUUAACUCCAACAUACUCUUAAAUUGAUUUGUAUUUUGUUAAGCUUUGUUUUUUUGAAUGCCAAUAAUUUAUCGGAGAUUAAUCGCUUACCUGCUAUGGCCUGACGACACAUCAAAAUCCGUGGUAGUCUUCCAGUGUUAAAGUUUGUUAUUGUUGAUGUUUAUUUGUUGAUUUGUUAUCUUGUUGGAUUAGGUUUAAUUACACCAGACCUUGGUGUCUAGAUAGAUUAAAGUUGUGGAUGUCAUUUACAGUUGUCAGAAACUCAUAGUCUCCUCCUCAUGUUAAGGAUUCAUUCCAGUUCUCAAGUACCUGUCUAAAUUUUAUACUUCUCACUCCUCUCGCUCAUGCAAAACUUUUUUUUGUAUCUCGAUAUUGUUAGAAUUGAGUAAUUCUCACAGCUUAGUUUCAGAUUUUGUAAAAAUGAGGUGACGAGAUUCGGAUUCAUUGUAGCAAAACAUUAUUGUAUUGAAUUAUUUUGAAAUCAUAAACGACAUUGUUAUUGCUUCUGUAGUGAAAAUCUCUGUAAGGUUCGGUGAUUUUUCCAUGUUUGGGAGUAAGGCCAGUGUCUCACAGUUGUUUUUUGCAUCACUGGUUAAAAUAAUUCACAGUCGUCAGGAACAGACAUUCUUGAACAAUUGAUACCUACUUAUGUGCCAAAUAUUCUUGUUUCUGACUCUAUUUUAAAGGUCACAUUUCCUGAUGAUUGACCUUCAUGGUGAAUUCAUUUGUGCCAAAAUGAAAAACAAUUCCUGUCUUGUUGUAUGUGGCUUUUGUUAUCAAGCUGGUCAUAGUGAUGUUGUGGGGUUUAGGGGUAAACUGACCUGUGGUCAAAACUGUAGAUGGGUUGUUUCAAGUCACCAUUUCUAAAUACACCCUUUUUCUUCAGUUAUUAUAUUGAAAAGUUAAUAUUUUCAUGAAAAAAUAAUUUGUGCCACAGCUAAAAUGUCUUGUCAACGUUUACAAAUCUAAGGGAGACUAUCCACUUAAAAAAUCAUAGGUCUUCAUUUUAAUUUUUUAGCUGGAUAUUCUUUAAAAAUGAAAACGUGUAUGUUGUCAAAGGUUUGUUUGUUGUGUACGUGUUGAUAAAUAUUCCUUGUCAAGGUUUCCUUGGACAUCUAACCUAACAGUAUUAAAGACUGAUGUCUUCCUGAUAAAUAUUCCUUGUCAAGGUUUCCUUGGACAUCUACCCUAACAGUAUUAAAAACUGAUGUCUUCAAUUAUGUAAUCCAUGUAUAUACAGUUGAUAUAUCCUCGGACUUCCAUUUCAAAUAAGUCAGUAUAUUCCACAAUAAUCAUUAAUAUAUUCCUCACCCCUUUGUAUAAAAUCCAUUUUCCAUUCUUUAACAUUAUUUAAACAAAUGUUCAAACAAUAAUAUUGAUAUUUUGAGGUCAAAAAUUAAAUGUAGUUUUUGAAAUUUCAUUGUUCAGUUAAUAGCAUUACUGUAAAAAAAAUCGGGUUUUGAUUCCAGUUUGAAUAUUCACCAAUCUUUGAUAUGACUGCAGCAUCUUAAUAUCUAUAAGAUCUUACAAGAUUUGUGAAGUUUUUAAAGUUUAAAAGACAAAAAUUACCUAUUAACAUUAUUGUUUGAACUUAAACAACCGGGUACUGUAAAUCACCAAAUCUGAAUAUUUCCUUUCUGCAUGUGAUGUUUUCAUUCGUGAAUGAAAUAUUCAGGACAUUUUGUUUAUUCAUGAAUGAAAACCUCAUGAGACGUUUUGAUUUAAAUUCAUAAUACAUGUCACAAAUUUUGAGUGAUAAACAGUAUCUAUCAAUGUUAUGGUGUUAAGUGUUGAGAAAGGUUUAAGGUCAGUGUGGCCUUCUAUAGCCUGGUUUCUUUGAUGCAUGUUCUGUGUACAUACUAACUAUUUAUGUCUCUUUGUGCCAAUAUUUCUUAAAAAAUAAAUCUGAAAAAUUACGAUCCUAAUGUUUGAAAACAAUAAAAUAUGAAAAGAAUAAGUGAUGGUUUUCCACCUGAAUGAAUCUUUAAGUGAAUAGUUAAGUGAUGGUUUUCCACCUGAAUACAUCUUAAAGCGAAUAGUAUUGUGAAAGUGUUUUACUGCUAAAUAGUAAUUUUACUGCUAAAUAGUAAUAGUUGCUUUAUCGUGGACAUACAAAAUUAACGUCACCCACUAAAAACAGUAUUACAUGUGUUUUAUAUAAUAAAUAAUGUGCCAAUGAUAAUUUCCUUUUAACAACCUGUAAAUGAAUUUCCAUUUAUAAAGUCCUGCAUGUAUUAUCACUCAAAUAUGUAUUUUUGUUCUGAAGCAGUUCUAUGUGCCAAUAUCAAAAAUAGAAAAAAAAUAAUAAUACUCAAACCGUUCAGUAUUCCAAUGCUGUGAAUAAUUUUGUCUUCCUGAAAUAUUGUUUACAAUCAUACGUUAGAAUGUUAACCUUAGUUUAGUUGCCCAGUAAUGCCAAUAGCACAGUCCUCAAAACCAUGUCAGUAUUUCCGUGCUUUUAAUAUCCACUAGUCGUCUUCCUCAAAUAUCGUGUACAUGUAUUUGUUAGAAUAUUUACUGUAGAUUUAGGACUGAAGUGUGAACCAGUGUCAUCAAUUCUCAAGAAAGUGUCUUCCAAUCACUUAACAAUUCUCAUUUGUUAAAAAUGACAUUAAAUAAGCUCAAAGAAAAAUUACAUAAGAAUUUCGUGUAUGCCAAAUAACUAUUAAAUAAAAAAUACAUGUUUUAAAUAAAACCCUGUUCUUGCAAUACCAAAUCAUUUUAAAUGUAUCGCUUCAGUAUUAGAAUAUGUUAUAUGUGUAUAUACAAUGUAAAGUGUAAAUAUUAUCCUAAGUUGAAUCUUGUGAAAGCAUAAUAUUGAAUUGUCCCUUGUCAAAGCAAAUAAUCUUGUGAAUGCAUAAUAUGUAAUAUAUUAUUUCAAAUUUGAUAAAUUCAGAAAUGUAAGAAUUUGAAAUCAGGUGUUUUAGAUGCAUGUAAACUUUACUUAUUUAAUAUAUAUCCAAUAUCCACGCUUGUUUUGUAUUUAGUAUAGUGCUUUAUACUGUUGCAUAAAAACGUGUUUUCUUCAAUAUUCAAUUCAUAAAGUCAUGCAUGUAUUACUUGUAUUUAGUAUUUACAUAAGUCUCAGUAUGCCAUAGUGAAAUUUGCAAUACAAAAACGGCUUUAAAUGGCAAUUAAUCAAAAUAUGUAGUAUCUUGUUGUCUCCUUAGUUCUAUCUUAUGUGAAUUUCUACGUUGCCAUAAUAUUUAUGUAUUAGUUUAUCGUUAGUUAAAUAUGUAUAAUAAGUGUGUACUGCCCUGUGGUUAGUAUUUACUUGUAGAUCAUCGUCCCAGAUCUUAAUCCUUUAUACGAGACUUGCCAUGGUUUCAAUUAAAUCUGUUCCGUUACUUUUGACAGCUUCCUCAGAAUUACAGGUGUCAGAUACCUGUAAAAGUCACAAGUGCCAAACAGAGAACAUAGUCCCAAGUAUUACUCCUAUUUUACAGGGUUUUGCCAUGUUUUACUUAUACAAUCUGGUCAUAAUUUAUUUAAUGAAGCAGCAAUAUAACCAUAGAGAUAAUUAAAUAGAUAACUAGUGUUGAAAUACAAUCAAAACCAACUGAUGAAUCUAAAACCUCAUCAGUAAGGAUUUUUAUGCUAUUUGAAAUCAAAGUUACUUAAUGUAAAGAUUCCUGUUGAUUAGGUUAGUUUUUGUUUCAUUGUUAUUUUCAAGUCAUUUGUUUUUUUACCCGAUUCCCAUUCAAAGACUCGAUCAUGAGUUUAAUCAAACAAUUUAGUAUCUAAGACUUACACUUAGAGAAAAUCAAUCGUUUGAAUACUUAUAACAAGAUGUUAUAUAUUAAAACAAAAAAAAUCAUACUUCAGAUGGUAAUUUUUGAUAUUUGAUUUAGAAAGUUUUAAUUAUUUGAAAUCCAUUAUUGAAAUCAUAUAAUAGAAAUUAUAAUCAUGUUAUUGAAAUCAUAAUCUCCUAUAUAUAUGUGUUUGUGAAUCAUUGUAAAAAGUGUAAUUAACUAUGUGUGUGAAUGUAGGUGUACAUCAGAAGGGAUGAGUCCGUUCUAGUCAGGUAAUACCAACUGGUAUACAGUGCAAUAUCACACAAUCCUUAUGUAUUGUAAGCUCCCGGUCAAAGUCGCCAUCUCGGAAUUCACCAAAAAAACAACAACAGAAAACAAGGGAUACCAAGGGAUAUAUAUGUGUAACCUAUGAAACAUUAUCAGAGAUUACACAAUUAGUUGGAAACACUAUAUAUUUUUUAAUGGUGAUGUUAUCGAUUUAUCUGAAAAAUUAUCUUUGAUUUUUUAUAAAUCUUUUUCCUAAAUUAAUUUAUCUCUGAUAAAAACUUCAUCACAUUUGUCAGAAGUGACAAUCAGUUGGAAACAAAAAAUCUCAUUUUCUGUUAAACAAUCUUUGCUUUGUAGAUUGAUCUAAAAAUAAUCUUUGAUUUUUAUUAUUCUUUUUUCAAAUUUGAUUGAUAGAGCUUUAAAUUAUUUUGAUACUGAAAUAAUACUCGGACCUUUUAAACUCCUGAUCAGAAAUUAAUUUUAAUUGUUAGAAAUUUGUUAGAAAUGGAAAUAAUACCCUUUAUUCUAGUCACAGUGUAUUUAUCAGACUUUAAUACUUAGGAUAGGUUGUUGUGUUGUUGGUCGUGUACUUUGAAUCAUUUAAAACAUAAUGUGUUUAAUUCCAAUUUUGAGAAGAACCAUUAUUCGAUUCAUUUGCCCAUUAAUGAUUUUAAAUUGUUUUGAUCAUGAUGUUUUAUUGAUGGAUGUUUAAUGAUGUAUUGAGGAGUUGCUAUUUACUACUCAUCAGCAAUAUACCGUUCUUGCCAUGGAUGUAAAUAAUUGAUUUGUAUCUCGAUAUUAAAAUAUAUAUGUAUAUUUGCUAAAUGUAUAUGUGUAAAAAUGAUUUUGUAAUGCAAACUGGUAUCAUGGAUAUUGAUUAUGAAUAUUUGUAUAGUGAAACUGAAAAAUAAAAUGACUAAAUCUAGUCUUGCUGAUUUGAUUUAUGACAUGUGUUGAAUGUAAACAUUGUUUUAACGUUUAAAGCCAGAUAAUGGAACACUCUUAAUUUUAAAAGAAUAUUUCAAUUUUUAGUUGUUACUGUUUCCAUCCACUCUGUCUAAAUAUUUUAUUUUACUGUUUUAUUAUAAAAAAAAGAUGCAUUGGAUAAUAUAUAGAAAUAAGAACAGAAAAAGUAUUUGGUUGCAAAGUUAAAUUCUAAACCGAAAAUAAAUAAAAGAAAAAAAAAUCAAAAACAAAAAUGUAAAUGAAUUUACUACAUGCAGAGGGAGGAGGAAGAUAUGUUAAAUUCGUAUUGUUGAAGGGAGAGAAAGAAAAUGUCUUAAAUUGAAAUUAUUUAGGGAGGAAGCUUGAAAAUAUUGAAGGGGAAAGGAAAAAAAAAUUCAACUUGGAAGUAGGAAAAGGAUUUGUCUGUUCUGUCAAAAACAGAAAAUUAGGAGCAGAGUGGUGGACCGAACUAUUCUUAGUGACCUUACAAUUAUUUUUAGACACCCUUACCUCACCUUUUAGUGUUCCAGCCAACUGGCAGCACUUGUUUAGAUAUGCAAAAUUUUACUUUAUUUUGAACCCAUCCUUUCCUAAAAAUAUUUAUAACUUUAACCUAUAUGUCACAAUUAUCUGUAUACUUAAGUCACACAGCAUAAAAAAGGUUAACAUAUUUGAGGAUUUGGGUUCAAAAAAGAAUCUGAUCUCUUAACAAAACAUUUCCUGUUAAUCAAUAAGGGAAAUUUUCACGGCCAUAUUUUCUUAGGGGAAAAAAUGUUUCUUCAUUUUCAAACAGUAUUUGAUAAUAGCAUUGCUCAUACAAGUAGCUUUUAUAUAAUUAAAAAUGAUAAACUCACUAAAGCUUUUACUAUGACUAUGUUUUAAGACGGGUUUACACCCAAAAAACAUACACUGUCUCAGAAUUUUUAUUUUUUCUAUCUAUGUGUUAUUUUUAUUUAGUUGAAUUUAUUCAAAUUUUACUUACAAAAUAUUGUACAUAGUACAUCAGAUUAUAUAUAGAAAGUGUAUUUUUGUGUAGAUGCUUCUAUAAGAUGUAACACUAGCGUUAGAUUCAUAUGGUGUAUAACGGGAAAAUUUCUUGUGUUUUUCUUCCACAAUUUGACAUUUACAAAUCAUUUCACGGAUGUGAAGUUUGCAGUUGGCUGGCAUGUGUACAAAUAUCACUAGCAGUACUACUAUUCCAUCUUUUCGUAUUGCAGAGUUAUCUGCUCUUGUGAGCAGGUAUUGAUUGUUACAUCAUUUAUUUGUGAGAGUUACGUCAUACAUUUUUGGGAAAACGACGUAAUUUUCUCACAAACUAAUGACGUAACAAUCAAUACCUGCUCACAAGAGCAGAUAACUCUGCAAUACACAAAGACGGAAUUUGCUGUUCCAUUAAAGUAUGGGUUAAACUGUGAAUAGAGAUACACAGGUAAAGCUUCUUGCUUUACACUACAUUGAUGUUAUAAAGAAAAUAAACUACUGCUAUAUUUGAGUGUCUUGAACUGAUCUGCUUGUAUAGACAAGUGUUUAAAGCUCACUAAUAGGUAAUUAUGAUAUUUUUAUGUGAAGGGAUUUUUAUUAAGGAAGCUCACUAUCUGAUAAUUAUGAUAUUUUUAUGCCAAAGGACUUCUAUUUAUGGAAAGUCUGACAAUCUUUUUUGUUGUCAAUGAACUCAAAUAUCUUGGACAUAUUUUUAACAGGUGGAUAAUAUCAAAUGUAUAUGUACAGAUGUUACAGACAGUGUAUGACUACUUUUAUCAAUAUGAAAUUCGACAUAUGGUUAGUUGUUUCCAAUUUCAAUCAGGUAAUAGAAGAUUAAAUGAAUUGACUGUUACUUCUAAUUAAGAACUAGUGUUUUUAUUAACAGAUAAGAUUGAAGUUCUCCAUAAAGGUUUAGCGGUCUGUAGAAUUUUUGAAUUAAAGCUAAUAUUGAAAGACAUUCAUAGGAGUAUUUUCAUCACUUAGGGAUUAUUCCCAACAGAAAUGUCGCCCUAGUUAUGUGUGCUGUGGAGAAGGACAGCAGUGUAAACAUUGUUAUUGUCUUGUACUAUUGUCAUGGUAUCUUAGGUUUGCAUGUUAGGUUACGUCAGUACAACUUAGUCUAGUUCUAUGUGGAUUAUUUCACCGACUCCUUGUCAAUGAUACCAGCAUCCUUUCGAUCAUGUGUAUAUUUUGGAGUAAUUGAUCAGUUGAAUCAGAUUGUAUUCAAUAGAUCUUGGGUAUAUGUGUAUAACAUUCAAUCCAAUUUUUUGACUACUCAAAUUGAUCAUGUAAGAACAGAAUUCUACAUGAUUUUGUGAAUAUUAAAAUCAACUGAUAUUCUUGUGAAUAUGCUACAUUUGAUUAUGUAAUAACACCUACAAUUUGAAAUGUAGAUAUAUGUAGAUUUUUUGCUCAAAUGAUGGCAAUAGGUACAAACGUUUUGGUUUUCAUCUAUAUAAGUAAUUUUCUCUUGAGCAAGAUCUAGAAAAGCACCAUAAAGUUGUCACAGAAAUUGUGAUGUUUUCCAUCCCAUGCAUAUCUAUUGCUAUGGCAAAUUUCCAGUCCCUCGCCCCAGGGGCACUUUCUUGUUAUGAACAAACAUUGUUAGGACAUGCAUUGCUAAUUCCAGAAAUCUGUAAAUAGAUUUCUCACAUCUUUAAGGAUAUUAUUAAAAUGUGAAUGCAUUUUCCUUUCCAAUAAAAACGUAUGCAAAAAUA